Entrophospora sp. SA101 is the source of this 318-nucleotide messenger RNA. The record is from the annotation of a GenBank genome assembly. Lineage: Eukaryota; Fungi; Glomeromycota; Glomeromycetes; Entrophosporales; Entrophosporaceae.
AUGGAUAAAUAUCAUCCUGGUUAUUAUGGUAAAGUCGGUAUGAGACAUUUUCAUAUGACUCGUAAUCAAUCCUAUUGUCCAACUGUCAACUUGGAUAAAUUAUGGACUUUGGUGUCAGAACAAACAAGGAAAAUCUAUGCUACUAAGAAGGAUAAUAAUCUUGUACCUGUGAUUGAUACUCUGAGAGCAGGAUACGGUAAAGUUUUGGGUAAAGGUCGUUUACCUGAUCAACCAGUUAUUAUUAAAGCACGUUAUGUUUCUAGACGUGCAGAAGAAAAAAUAAAAAAAGUUGGUGGUAUUGUUCAAUUAAUUACAUAA